AUUGUUGUGAUAAACUUAUUAAAUAGGUAGUGAUUAUGGCUUCCGCAAUAUCAUUUGUGCCCUCGCGCAAGGGACCCUCUGGACUGUCGGUUAAUGGGGAGGAGAAACAGAGAUACGACCGAAUGUUCAUGAGUCUUCUGCCACCUGGAUCCCACCCCAAUCAGCUGGUUGGAGGGGACAAAAUGAAAGAGGUCUUCCUCAAGUCAGGACUGCAGCCUAAAGUGCUAGGAGUCAUAUGGGAGAAGUCUGAUCUGACGAAAGAUGGCAGCCUAGACAACAGGGAGUUCGCCAUCGCCAUGUGUCUCAUAGAACAUGUCCUCGGAGGAAACACUAUACCGCCAGUUGUGCCUCAACAGGUCAUCAAUAUGAACAUCCCACCACCGACUGUGUCUGCUCCAGUAGCUGGACCCACUCCUGCUCCUGGAGGCCCCCCACCUGGCCAGAUGCAAAACUCGCAAUCCGCAUUUGGUUUUGGCAAUGCUUUCAUUCCUGGCGCUCCGACUGGACCGCAGAGCGCAACAACGCUCCCUAGGCCCAUGGGUCCUGUUCCCCAAGUUCCUCAACACAAACCGGUGCCGGACCCACGAUUCUCAGCCACUAUGCCUCUAACAACCAACAGCGUUAUCGACUCUGCUUUUGGUCAACCUGCAUUCGGAGCUCCGCCCGUGAUACCUGCGCGCAACGAUGCCCCUGGACAACAGGCGAAUGCGUGGGCUUUCGGGACACCGCCACCGACUCAAGUGGCUCCGCAGAGGAAGGAUUCGUUGCCGAUUGGGAAUGCAUUCGGAGCUGCGCCUCCUGUGACUGAUUGGCUAGUUCCUGUAGCAUCUCGGGCCAAGUAUAGACAGCAGUUUACAUUGAGUGAUGUUGGCAAAACUGGUGCAAUCGGAGCAAAUGUGGCUCGCAAUCUACUUCUGCAAACAAAAGUGGACACCAACAUCUUAGCUCGCAUUUGGAAUCUGUCGAGCCUUCGUGGCCAGGCAAGUCUGAAUAGCGAGGAGUUUGUGCUGGCGAUGCACCUGUGUGACAUGGUGAAAGGAGGCGAGCAGCUGCCAGCUACUUUGCCUCCACUUCUAGUCCCUCCAUCAUUUAGAGAUCCUCGUGCUGUGAUUGGUCAAGCGCCAAUGGAUGUUACGAAUACAACCGGAGUUUCAUCGGCAGAAAACACUGCUGAUCAACAGGCGCAGAAACAACCCAUGCCAGUUUCAUUCGAAGAUAAAAGGAGACAGAAUUUCGACUUGGGCGAACAGGCUCUGGAACGAAAAAGGCAGGCAUUAUUGGAACAACAGAGAAGAGAAAAGGAAGAAAGAAUGGAAAAGGAGCGUCAAGAGGAAGAGCGCCGAGCUCGCGAGCGAGCUGAACAAGAACGAAAGCGUGCUGAACAAAUAGCCGAGCAGCAGCGUCGUUUGGACGAGGCACGAAAAGAGGCCGAAGCGAAAGCUCAAGCCGAACACGACAGACGAAUCGCUCUCAGUCUGGAGUCUCGGAUCGCUUCGGCUCGAAAUCAAAUGACGCAUUUGCGAAGUCAGAAUAGUCAAAUGGACAGUGACAUUCAAGUAUUGGCGUCAAAGAAAAGGUCACUAGACCAGCAGAUGGAGGAAACAAGGAAUAGUGAGAAUAUGGUGAGGAAUUCACUGAAUGAAAAGAAUCAGAAAUACGCUGAGAGACGGAAAGACUUGGAGAAGCUGCAGUUACAAUUACAGGAGUUUCAGAGAAAUCUGAAAACGUACUCGGAUAAAAAGAUGUCAAUCGCUGACCAACUCAAGCAGCAGGCACUCCGCAAUCCAAUUGAAGAGGCUCAAUAUGCAGCGGAACGACAUUCGCAGGCUAUGGCUUCGUUGGAGGCGGAAAAGCGAAAAGUGUCUAAUCUGAAACAGCAGAUCACAACUGCUGAAAAAGAGACAGCUGCAAAGUUCCACAAGAUAGACCUGCUGAACUCACAGAUUAACGAAUGCAAGGCUCUUUUGGCAAAGGGAGCGACGCAGAAUAACAUAAACAGCAUAGUCGCUAACCAAACGACCAAGCCGUCAACGCCGGCGAAAGUUGCUGCUUCAACCACAGACAAAUACAAUGUAUUCGCAGACGCAUUCAAAGAGGACCCCUUCUCAACUACUUCUCCAUUUAAUAGCAAUUCGAAUAGCAGCGACCCCUUCAAACCCAGUUCGGAGGACCCGUUCGGAGGUGCAACGACUGGUACCAAUGGAGUCCCAGAUGAUCCGUUCGGAGCCGGUGCCAAUGACCCUUUCAAAAGCAGUACAACAGAUCCUUUCGCUUCAAAAGCGUUUAGCAAUCAAUCAGAUACCACGUCACCUUUCAUUCAACAAUCAACUACCAAACCACAGACAGCAGCACCUAGCGAGGUUCUCUUCGAAGCUUUGUACGACUUCACGACGACAGACGAGGGAGAUCUCCCGUUCAAAGUGGGCGACAUAAUCAAGGCAUCGGCUGAACAGAAUUUAGAUGAGCCUUGGCUUGCAGGAUUUCUCAAUGGAGUGGGCGGGUGGUUUCCACAGAAUUACACCAAAAGAAUAGAAGAUCCUAGUUCUACCAGCGCGAAUUUGUCUGCAGCUCCGUCACACAAGACCUCAGUCGUGUCCAACUCACCUGCAGAUCUGUUUGUCAACAGUGCUAAUACAGCACCUUCAGACAACACCGACGCAGACAAUAGUACAGUGUGUCGCGUGAGGGCCAUCUACCCGUUUGAAGCCACUGCUGAAGGAGACCUUGGCUUCACUGCGGGCGAAGAGAUCUCAGUCACUUCCACAGAGGGCGACUGGUGGACAGGAUUUCUAUCCAGGGACCCCAGCUGCACCAAAGGCAUAUUCCCUUCUAACUUCGUCGAAGAGAUACCCAAUCCAUUCCCGACAUCUGCCAAUCCGAUGGCUUCCGGAGGGCUGACACAGCAACAACCAAUCGCGUCCACUCCACAGACCUUGUCUCUUCCGGGGACAGGAGACGCUGGCACAGAGGGUAAAGGGGGAGGUCAGGAGAUGGCGAGUGUGAUCGCAAAUUUCCAGGGAGACAGUCCGGAACAGUUGACCUUGAAUGAGGGUCAGGUAGUGAUUGUGAAGAAGAAGUUGCCCAGUGGAUGGUGGGAGGGACAGAUACAGGGUGAGAAAAGGAAAGGUUGGUUCCCGGGUGACUAUGUGCGAGUGAUAUCAUCUGGACUGACUCCGAUGCCAUCCGCUAAUUCGUCGCCAGAGCGAAAAGCUGACGAUGAUCGCGUCAGAGCCGUAUACGCAUUUUCCGCUGAGCGAGAAGACGAGCUUUCCUUCAAUGUCGGUGACGUCAUCAGCAUAAUCUCCCGAGACGAUCCUGAUUGGUGGAGAGGCGAAUUGAGCGGACGAAUGGGACUGUUUCCUGCCAAUUUUGUAUCACCUCUGGGUUCAUGAGUGCCGGAAAUGUAAAUUUUCACACGGACUGAUUAUUGUAACUACUAGGAACAUAUUUAUGAAGAAGACUUAUCUAUUGGCGAAUGAAAUUGUAGUACACUAUGAAAGUAGGACAGCCUUGUAUUCAUUUUUGAUACGCAAACAAUUGUUUUGAUAGCAUUGCAGUAUGUUAAGUUGUAUUUGAAGAUAGACGAUGUCAGAUAUUGUUUGGUUAUUUGUAAAAUUGCUAUGCAAGGAUAGAGUAUAAGAAUUAGUUUCACUUCACCUUAGCUUGGCUGCUGCUUUAUUUUGGUCAUUCGAGUAAAUACUUGACUAUAUAUUAAAAUUUAAUUUAAUAUAACAUUGAUUAAAAAUUGCUAACUCGUGUAUCUUAUGCCAUUUAAAUAAAAUUUAUAUGUUAGACGAAUAACUUUAUGACUUG
Molecule: messenger RNA, 3813 nt
Organism: Symsagittifera roscoffensis
Lineage: Eukaryota; Metazoa; Xenacoelomorpha; Acoela; Convolutidae
Product: intersectin-1-like
Exons: 19
Coding region: 36-3392 (1118 amino acids)
Biological process (GO): endosomal transport; clathrin-dependent synaptic vesicle endocytosis
Cellular component (GO): cytoplasm; plasma membrane; intracellular vesicle
Molecular function (GO): molecular adaptor activity; protein binding
Source: RefSeq, a predicted model, not a curated record